UGGUGAUUAUUUGCUAAAAACUUUGAUAAUUGGGUUUUUGUCCCAAGUGCAAGAAAUAACAAUGUACUUUGGCCUUUUGUCUUAAUUUAAAAAUAACAAUAUACUUUGAUAGUUUUUGUUUAUGUUUGAUAAUUUAACUUAUAAGUUUAUAUAUGUUGUUAUUAAUUAUGCAGUUGGAAAAUCUUCGUGCAAUGCUCAACGACCCGACAUGUAGGGAUGAGCUUUACUCGUUUUUUCAAUCCCAAAAUAAUCGAUGAAACGAUGGAAAUAAAGAUGAUGGUAUGUAGAGAUGAGUUUUAUUUGCAUAUUACACUUGUUGUCAUGUUUUGCUACUUGUUAGAUUGUAAAAUUUUUGGUUGUUUUCUGUAAUUACCGGCGGCAUUAGAAAGGGACCAAAAAAAUAUCGUUUGAAAACUUGUAGGGAAUGGAAGUUAGAAAGGGACCAAAAAAAAAGCCAUUUUAAUUUUUUUUUAUAAUGAUAUUCUCAUGUUUGCUUAGGUCGCAAAAAGAAGUUUGACAUGGACCAACAUGUGGACAUUCUCUCAAGUGUCAACCGAAAAAUAAGCUGACGUGGAGAUUUUCUUUAAAAAAUUAAUCCGCUCUUCUCUCACAAGUCACAACCACCAUGAAAACCCCUCCUGCCGCCUUCAUCCUCGAAAAAGGAUUCUUGUUUUAGAGGCGCUCUAAGAACGGCUUCUGGGAGGUAUGUCGAGUAAAUAACCGGCUACGUGAUCCAGAACGUUUUCUGUUACUGCUUUCGUCGCUUCCUGCUGCCAGAAGCCCUAGGCGUUCCGAUGUCAAUAUCGCCUGAGGAAAACGGAGGAAUUUGCCAAGACAAGGAAUAUGAUCACUAUAAACAAGAAUCGUGGUGAAUCUAGCAGGACGAAGUUAAAGACUUUUGACAACAGUGGUGAAGCACGUUGGUCAAAUCUUAACGAUGAUGUGCUUUUUUUAGUAAUGAUGCAACUGGGACUUAUCGACUUUCUUGCAUUUAGUGGAGUUUGCAAAACAUGGAGGUCAUUUGCACGCACCAACAGAAACAAAUUUAUGGCGUCUAAACCACCCAUGUUUUUACAUAUAUCUCCCUCUGGUAACAGGGAAGAAUAUUACUGCUGCCUAGUGGACUUUAAAUUCAGGGAAUUUAAAACCAUCCUUCCCCAUUAUUUUGGCAGAUUCUGUGUUGGAUUAACCUGUGGUUACCUGAUCUUAUUUGGGAAGGAAACCCACGACUUCUGGCUUGUGAAUCCUAUCACAAGGUAUCAAUUUUACUUCCCUGCUGUCCAUUUUCUAGGAAGUAUUAGAGAUCUAACAGUUAUCAGGGCUAUCCUCGUCUUUUCACCUACAAUAUCUGGGUGGGUGUUGGUAGUGUCACAUAGAUUUGCCGAUACAAUAUGGUUUUCUGUAGUGGGUACACGAGCAUGGAAUCAUGUCUCCUCCACUAUCCCCAUCAUUGAUUUGCAUGCUUUCAAGGGGAAGAUAUACACCUUACACACCAAUUGUUGUUCAUUUCAAUUGAGACUCAUUCCAGAGCCCAAAUGGACAUUACUCAAAACCAAGGAUAUUUUGAAGACAUAUGGUUUGCAUCUGGAAUUUCUAACAUCAGGUGAAAACCUUUAUGUGACGAAUCGCUUGUCAAAAUGUUUAUACAAGCUUCAGGAACUAGAUUUUGGCGAAAUGAAAUGGGUGUUACAAGAAAAGGCGGCGAUGGGAGACUAUGCGAUCUUUCUUAGCUUCUUGAAACAUAGUGCUCUUAUUAAACCAGAGCUUGGGUCACAAUGGUCAAAAUACAAAAGACAUGCCGACUUCGUUGACACUUCUGAUAAACGUCAAAAACCCAGGUUCUUUAUUGCAGCGACAUGGUACUUCCCCCAUGAUUGUUUGACUGUUAAUCACAUAUAUGAAUGAUGACCUCUUAGCACUCUUAUCUUGUUUUUGUAGACUAUGGUAGUUGAUCAAAAUUGUCAUAUAUUAGAACAAUUUCAAAACGUUGGCAACCACCAUUGAUGGAUUUGCACCCUGCAGUUUAUUUUUUAAACAGUUUGGUUCUUGCUCAA
Lactuca sativa (garden lettuce) is the source of this 2054-nucleotide messenger RNA. RefSeq lists its product as uncharacterized. The record is from RefSeq and is a predicted model, not a curated record. Lineage: Eukaryota; Viridiplantae; Streptophyta; Magnoliopsida; Asterales; Asteraceae. Gene Ontology annotation, molecular function: protein binding.